AUGACCGGGAAAAAGCACCAAUUUGCCAAAAAUCUCCAAGAAAACCUAACAAAUUCUUGGGAAAUGAGGAAAAGCACUAUUACUCAAGCUCUCAAAGCUCCAACUCAAUUCCGUAAUGACUAUCAAUCUCCGGACUUUAUCCAUUUGCAAAAAAAAUUGAGAUCGAUCGGCAACGAAAAGCAAUCGCUAAAUUGCAUCUUGUUUCUGAAAUGCGCAAUAAAAUGUUGA
Messenger RNA from Clunio marinus, 228 nucleotides. NCBI's taxonomy places the organism in Eukaryota, Metazoa, Arthropoda, Insecta, Diptera, Chironomidae. The record is from the annotation of a GenBank genome assembly.